Messenger RNA from Aspergillus ochraceoroseus IBT 24754, 1270 nucleotides. RefSeq lists its product as uncharacterized. NCBI's taxonomy places the organism in Eukaryota, Fungi, Ascomycota, Eurotiomycetes, Eurotiales, Aspergillaceae. The record is from RefSeq and is a predicted model, not a curated record. The transcript has a single exon. The coding region runs from base 107 to 1033 and encodes 308 amino acids.
UCAAACCAGCCCCUCAUCUCAUGCAUUUCCUCCACGCCACCAACUUUUAAUCUUCCUUCCGCAUAGACAAGUCUUACAUAACUAAGGUCCUACCUAGUUAACAGCAAUGACAGCCCCAGAUCAAGAACCAGAUCGCGGAGCGUCCUCCAACCUCCCCAAACCCAAGUUCCGCCUCCAGAUCCACGACCUCCGCCAUCCUGCCUCCCAAUACUUCCUAACCCUGAUUCCCGACCUCGCAUCUACCCUCGAAACCGCCUUGGAGGCCAUCAUCCAGAACCUCUACACCCCUCCCCCCCUUCUCCCCAGCCCAAACAACAACACCAACACCAACACCAAACACACUCCAAACCCUCCUCCAACAUUCACUCCAUGGUUCCCCCCAACCCGCUCCGUGACAGUCCUGCUCCGGGAUAUCGGCGGCGUCGCCUACACAACAGGCACCGAGCUCGACAAUGACCAUAAAGAAAUCCACAUCUCCCUCUCCUACAUUGAUAAGCACUGCCGUAGCAAAUCCGAUCCUCUAGCCGAACUAGUUGGCGUGAUCACCCACGAACUCGUCCACUGCUACCAAUAUGCGGCUCCACGCGUCCCCUCUACCGCGGCGGAGAAAGAGAUCCCCCAAGCGCCGGGGGGUCUCGUCGAGGGCGUGGCGGAUUUUGUGCGUCUCAAGGCUGGACUGGACCCGCCGCAUUGGAACCGCCCCUCCUCUGCGAAAGAGAGGGGGGGAAAGUGGGACCAGGGGUAUCAGCACACGGCCUAUUUCUUAGCCUGGCUUGAGGAUGUGUGGAUUGGGAAAGGAGCGGUGGGGAUGUUGAAUGAUCGGUUAGCGCGGGUUGGGUAUGUGGGUGAGGAGAAACCGAGGGAUGACGAUGAGGAUGAUGGGAAGGAAGAUGGUCAGGGGGUUGGAGGUGGUAAGAAGGGAGGCUUUUGGAAGGGGUUGUACGGGGCGGGGAUUGAUGAGCUUUGGGAGGAGUAUGGGAAGUAUCUAGAUGGUAAGUCGGUUGGUAACGGAACUGGGAAGAGGGGAUUGUAAACCCGGUUGAUUCGUAGUCGGCUUACCAGUAAUUUGGAUGUAUGUACAUACCUACCUACCUUCUCGAUAGAUACCUAUGAAUCUGCUCGUUCUUUCAACUUCGUAGGUUAUCCAAGUAAUGCGGUACAAGAAAGCGCACCUUUGAGAUCAUAUGUUAUACAUUUAUCCAGCACAUCUAUGUACUUAUCUAUCUAGAAACGUAUCACCUCUGUUAAUAGUUUUAUUCCGAGGACCGUC